AUGGCAAAUGGCAAUCAUAACAAGAGGGUUAAACAAUGGUCAAAGUCCCUUCUAACACAUUAUCGUUUUGGUGAUUACAAAUUUCAACGAGGAACAGCAACAACCACUGCUGCCUCGACACGAUCAUCAUCAAUGAGAGAUGUGGCUUUUCCACUUUUUCGACGCUUUUAUUUGAUGCGCAGUUCAUUAAGAAAACGCCAACGUCAGUCUCAUGCCGGUCUAUCGUCAUCAUCGAAUGGUUCCAGACGAGCAGUAUUAACUAAAAGAAAUUUUUGCCGUGAAAUUAUAUUUCUUCUUAUAUUUAUGUUAUUUACAACAGGUUUAUUAAUAUUUGUAUUAUUUCUCGAUCUAAUUUACAUGGACGAGGCAAACAACAAUGAAAAACAACCAACAACAAAUGUUGCCUUAUAUGGUAUUAGACAACUAAUCAAACAUAAUGUACCGUAUAAAACUCAUUUAAAUCAUUUUUCAACUAUUUAUCUUCAUGUAAAUCCUCAUCCUCUAAAUCAUACCGAUUCUAUGUUAGAUUCUAUGAUAUAUAUUUGCUCCAAACAUCCACGAUUAUGCUUAUUGAAAUUAUUUUUAAUUUUUAUUUUUGUAUUUGUUACAAUUAUUCUCGGUAUAUGUUUAAUUCGAAUAUACAAGAAAGCGAGAAAACAUUCACAAAUAUUAGAAACAAAAACUUAUGAAUUAGAAAAAGAAAAAACUUUAACAGAAAAAUUGUUACAUCAAAUAUUACCACCAACCGUUGCCAAACAAUUGAUCAAUGGAAAGAAAGCGCCAGCAGAAUAUUACGAUUGUGUUACAAUAUAUUUUUCAGACAUUGUCGGUUUUACAUCAAUAGCUUCCAUGUGUAGUCCAACUGAGACAUGUGAUAUGUUAAACAGACUAUAUUCAGUAUUCGAUUCGUUAUUAGAAAAAUUUGAUGUAUAUAAAGUAGAAACUAUUGGUGAUGCAUAUAUGGUGGCAAGUGGUGCACCCGAACGAAAUGGCAAUAAACAUGCAAAUGAAAUAUCAAAUAUGGCCCUUGCCAUUUUAAAAAGUAAACAUAAAGUUCGAGUACCAAAAACCUUUGUAGAAUUAAAACUAAGAAUUGGAAUCCAUACGGGACCAGCUUGUGCAGCUGUUAUCGGAUCAAAAAUGCCAAGAUACUGUUUGUUUGGUGAUACUAUUAAUGUGGCGAGCAGAAUGGAAUCGUCAGGAUUGCCUGAAAAGAUCCAUUUGAGUGAAACGACAUACAACCAUAUUGAGAUGAAACAGGAUUAUAUAUUUGAAGACCGAGGAGAGAUUUCUAUCAAGGGAAAAGGUAACAUGAGAACAUAUUUUUUAUUGGAUCGAGCACAAACUAACCAAUAA
Didymodactylos carnosus is the source of this 1356-nucleotide messenger RNA. Lineage: Eukaryota; Metazoa; Rotifera; Eurotatoria; Philodinida; Philodinidae. The record is from the annotation of a GenBank genome assembly.